Molecule: messenger RNA, 971 nt
Organism: Meloidogyne enterolobii
Lineage: Eukaryota; Metazoa; Nematoda; Chromadorea; Rhabditida; Meloidogynidae
Source: the annotation of a GenBank genome assembly
UUUUUGGGGGUGGUUUGGGUGUUGCGCUUUCAUCAAUCAAGCCCUCACCUCUUUUAAUUAUUUUUCCUUAUUUUUGCUUAUUUUUGCUUAUUUUUUAAUAAAAAAUUUUUUUAGAUUUCAUAGACCACUUUUAUGCAGUUUUGUGACCUCAUUCAGUGAAAAUGAUAAUUUAAUAACUUAAUUUUUUCAAUGUUUUAGGUAGAUUUAAGUAGGUUUGUACCACAAACUCCGACACCGUUCCCGAACGAUUUUUUCACACCUCUUCCCGAUCCGAACCCCGACCAUAUUUCUCCCCCGACCCGAACCCAGCUCCGAAACAAUUCGAAAACCCCAUACUCCGACAUGCCCACCCCGAGCGUUCUGGGGUACAACCUUAGAUUCAAGUUAGGACUGGUUUUCAUGGACAAAUUUCCUUUUUCCAAUACUAGGUUCAAUUCAUGCUUCGAAAAGGGAUCUGGGAUCGUUUAGGAUUUUUUUCUAACAAAAGAAACUAAAUUUUUCUCAAUAUCCGGCAUUUUAAGUACUCUUUCUCCUUUACUUUUUAUUAAUUUCUUCUUCCGUUUUGGUUACUUGAAAGUUAAAAUAAAAUGUGAAAUAAAAAUAAUUUUUAGGAAUUUUAGAUUUUUUUCUUUAAAGGAAUCUCUCAUCAAAUAAAAAAUUUCAUCUAAUUUACUUCCAAUUUUCUAUCAAAAAAAUUUUUAUUUGGCAAAAAACAAAUAAAAAUAAUAAACUAGAAAUAAAAUUAACCUAAUUUUUUUUUAAAUUUUUUCAUGGAAAUUGAUCUUUUCUUUUAUUGUUUUCAUUUUUCUCCUUCUACACUACCACAAUUUUCUUAUAAAUUCUUUAUUAUUUUUUUCCCGAAACAAAAACAUCAUUUCCGCCCUAUUCUCGCCGAUGUAUUCACUGGAGAUUCCUUUAAAAAUAAAAUUAAUGUUCUGAUAUUUAUUUAUUCCUUCGAAAAUAAAUUCUGA